CAUCUUUAUUUACGGUAAACAAUAAUAAAUAAUGUGUGUAUGUGUAGCGUGAAGAUGUUUCGCUCUAAACGGGAACCUUCCUUAUGUUCUUGUCGUUUCCGUCCGGAGCCAGACAGAGUGACACACAAUAGUUUGGAGGGAAGAUAGAAGAUGGCAGGCGCUAAGUCAGCUCAGGUGCUGUGCAUGGACGUGGGCUUCUCCAUGUCCAACUCCGCCCCGGGUGAAGAGACUCCCUUUGACUUCGCCAAAAAAAUCGUCCAGAAGUUUGUAAUGCGCCAGGUUUUUGCAGAGACUAAAGAUGAGUUGGCUCUGGUCCUGUUCGGCACAGACUCCACCAGAAACCCUCUGGCCCAGGACGACCAGUACCAGCACAUCACAGUGCGUCGCCACCUCCUGACACCUGACUUUGAGCUCCUGGAGGAGAUUGAAAAUCAGAUCCAUCCAGAGGGUCAGCAGGCUGAUUGGCUGGAUGCCCUCGUAGUCUGCAUGGAUCUUCUCCAGACAGAGACUAAGGGAAAGAAGGUUGAGCGUCUCAACAUUGCCCUCCUCACUGACCUCAGCAUCCAGUCCAACCCGGACAACCUGGAUGUUAUUAUUGAAAACCUGAAACGAGCUGAUAUCACUCUGCAGUUCUUUUUUCCUUUCCCUGUGGAGGAAGACGAGGAAGGUCAAGGAGAUGCAGACAGGAGAGGCUCUGGUCCCCCACCGGGUCCAGGAAAAGGACUUUCCAAGGAACAGAAAGACAAUGUGGACAUGGUGAAGCACGUCAUGCUCAGCCUGGAUGAAGAGGACGGCCUGGAUCAAAUUUACACCUUCGGGAAUGCAAUCGAACAGCUGUGUAUGUUCAAGUGUAUUGAGAGGAGACCCAUGGCCUGGCCCUGUCAGCUGACCAUAGGCGGCUCUCUCUCCAUCCGCAUUGUUGGCUACAAAGCAGUGACUGAAGAGAAACUCAAGAAAACCUGGACUACAGUUGACGCACAAUCUGCCCAGAAAGAAGACAUAAAGAGAGAAACCGUCCACUGCCUGGACGAUGACAAUGAGACAGAGGUGCCGAAGGAGGAGAUCAUUCAAGGUUUUCGUUACGGAAGCGACAUCGUUCCCUUCUCCAAAGUUGAUCAAGAUCAGAUGAAAUACAAACAUGAUGGGAAAUGCUUUGCUGUGCUGGGCUUCACCAAACAGGACAUGAUACGUCGGCAUCAGUUCAUGGGAACGCAGGUUGUGAAGAUAUUCGCUCACAAGGAUGAUGAGCAUGCGGGAGUGGCGCUGUCGGCUCUUAUCCGAGCGCUGGAUGAGCUCAAAAUGGUGGCCAUUGUACGUUACGCCUACGAUCGACGCAGCAACCCUCAAGUGGGAGCAGCUUUCCCCUGCAUCAAGCGGAACUAUGAGUGUCUGCUGUACGUCCAGCUGCCCUUCAUGGAAGAUCUCAGACAGUUUACAUUUCCUUCACUUGAAAACAAAAAGUUCACUCCCUCAGACACCCAGCUGUCUGCUGUCGACUCGCUCAUCGACUCUAUGAUGUUGGUGGAAGAAGACGAGAACGGAGAACAGACGGACUUGUUGAAGGCCCACCAGAUUCCCAACCCUUCCUUCCAGAGGCACUUCCAGUGUCUGCAUCACCGGGGGGUGAAACCCGGCACCCCUCUCCCCCCCAUGGAGGCAUGGGUGAAGGCUGCUCUCGAUCGCCCCGCUGUCAUUGAAGAACGCUGUAAAGCUCCACUCGAGGAGGUGAAGAGGAAGUUUCCUCUCACUGAAGUGGAGAAGAAAAAGAAGCUGAAAACUAGUGCUCAGAUUUUUGGCAAAGACUCAGAGGAGCCAGAUGCCAAGAAAGGAAAAGAAGACGAAACUGAGGAGGAGUAUAACCUGGCUGACAUCGCUGAAGGCUCCGUUACUUCGGUGGGAAGUGUGGAUCCAGCCCGAGACUUCCGCCUUUUGAUCAAGCAGAAGAUUCUCCCAUUCGGAGAGGUCUGUCAGCAGCUGACUCACAGGAUAGAGCAGUUGCUUGGCAACAAGAGCACACACUAUUACAUGAAAAGCAUCACCUGUAUCCAGGCUUUCAGAGAGCAGUCCGUUAAGCUGGGGAAUGCUGAUUUGUACAACAGCUACCUCCAGUCGCUGAAGGGGAGCAUCCCGAACAGGGGGCUUGAGGUCUUCUGGGACCUGCUUGUUCAAGACGCUGUAACUCUGAUCAGCAAGGACGAGGUCGAAGGAAGCACCGUAUCCAAAAACGAAGCCAGUCAGUUUCUUGCUCGCGAGGAGAAGAAGGAGGAGGCAGCUGCACCACCGGCCGAAGAUGCUGGAGAUUUUGAUGACUUGCUGGAUAUGAUGUAAGAAGAAGGAGUGUCUGCUGCGCACUUACAGAGAAAUUAGAAGAAUGUAAUCUCUCAACCCGACCAGAUCCGACCAGUUCAGCCGUCCAUUGUUCUGCCUCCCACUCUGAGACCCCUGGAUCUUUGUAACUGCACGCAACUGUAUUUGUGACUCAGCUGUGGCUUAAACAUCCGGUGCAAAAAUACUUUAGUUGAUAAUUCACAAAAACUGUCCCACGUACACUAGGCCAAAUGUUUGUGAUUAUUUUUUCAAGUUGUAAAUAUUGUCUUUUAAGAACCUUGUUGUAAUUCCACUCUAAGUUGCAGUGAUGUUGGGACUUUACAGAAGACAGCACUGCAAUGUCCAACAAACUGCAGGUUUAUUAUGUUUAAUCAGUAAAGCUUAAUGCUUGAUCAAGGA
This is a messenger RNA of Mugil cephalus (flathead mullet), 2727 nucleotides long. It is a transcript of the gene xrcc5, whose product is annotated as X-ray repair complementing defective repair in Chinese hamster cells 5. Gene Ontology annotation, biological process: telomere maintenance; cellular response to gamma radiation; double-strand break repair via nonhomologous end joining. Bases 151 to 2328 code for a protein of 725 amino acids. Gene Ontology annotation, molecular function: telomeric repeat DNA binding; damaged DNA binding; double-stranded DNA binding. NCBI's taxonomy places the organism in Eukaryota, Metazoa, Chordata, Actinopteri, Mugiliformes, Mugilidae. The record is from RefSeq and is a predicted model, not a curated record. Gene Ontology annotation, cellular component: Ku70:Ku80 complex; nucleus. The transcript is spliced from 21 exons.